AUGUCAGGAACUUCAAGAAAUAAUUCUACCAACAAUGGCGAUGCAUCAGGUACAAACGGUGCAAUGUCAGAUAGCUCCAGCAUCACACCACCAUCAAACAAUCCUUUUCCAAGUAGUAUACCAGCAAACAACCAAGCUGUUUCAAGAUAUGCCAACUCCAGAGCUGGUUCCAAUGUUCUCAUACCAGAACAAAAUGCUAGGCAUUCGUCAAGAAUAGGCGUGCCCGAGCAAGAAAGCUUGAUGGCUGUUUCAAGAUGUGCCAACUCCAGAGCUGGUUGCAAUGUUCUCAUACCAGAACAAAAUGCUAGGCAUUCGUCAAGAAUAGGCGUGCCCGAGCAAGAAAGCUUGAUGGCUGUUUCAAGAUGUGCCAACUUCAGAGCUGGUUCCAAUGUUCUCAUACCAGAACAAAAUGCUAGGCAUUCGUCAAGAAUAGGCGUGCGCGAGCAAGAAAGCUUGAUGGCUGUUUCAAGAUGUGCCAACUCCAGAGCUGGUUCCAGUGUUCUCAUACCAGAACAAAAUGCUAGGCAUUCAUCAAGAAUAAGCGUGCCCCAGCAGGAAAGUUUGAUGGCACAAAAAAACCCAAUGCCUCUGUAG
Molecule: messenger RNA, 594 nt
Organism: Paramuricea clavata
Lineage: Eukaryota; Metazoa; Cnidaria; Anthozoa; Malacalcyonacea; Plexauridae
Source: the annotation of a GenBank genome assembly